Vitis vinifera (wine grape) is the source of this 2868-nucleotide messenger RNA. Its product is annotated as LRR receptor-like serine/threonine-protein kinase GSO1. Gene Ontology annotation, molecular function: protein binding. The coding region runs from base 86 to 2041 and encodes 651 amino acids. The record is from RefSeq and is a predicted model, not a curated record. The transcript has a single exon. Lineage: Eukaryota; Viridiplantae; Streptophyta; Magnoliopsida; Vitales; Vitaceae.
UGGUCCUCCUUGAAUUGAUAUUCAAGGCUGCAACCAACACACCCAACUCAUUUUGUCCUGCUUCCUCUGCUGAAAUCACAGCAACAUGAGAGCCUCAUUCAUCUGUGUGAACAAAAUGGGGUGUCGGCUACUAUGGAUUAUUGUAGCGUUCACUCUCAUAUCGAUGGGAGAAAGCAAGAAAAGUACAGGUGAAUCGUGCCAUCCUGAUGACCUGAUGGGUCUAAUCAGUUUCAAGGCUGGAAUUCGGAUUGAUACUUCAGGUCGGUUGGAGAGGUGGGUUGGCCGCAGUUGCUGCAAAUGGGAGGGCAUUUCCUGUGAUAAUACAACUGGGAGGGUGACACAACUCCUCCUCCCAGGGUUCAUCUCCACAGAUGUUUCUAUCCUCCAAACUCAGAUGAAAGGCUCACUAUCUCCAAAGAUAACACUUCUCACCUCUCUUCAAGUAAUUGAUCUCAGUGAACUCAGUUUCAUUACUGGAAACAUUCCAACUUCAAUUGGUUUUCACCUCCCAAACCUCCGAAAACUCUAUCUCCUUCGCAACAAGCUGAGUGGCCCAAUUCCAGAAAGCAUUGGUAAGUUGUCCAAACUUGAGGAAAUCAUACUAAGUGAGAAUCGCUUCUCUGGGUCUCUCCCUUUGAGCCUUGGGAAUCUGAAGAAUCUCAAUAGACUUCUAUUGGAUUCAAACCAAUUUUCUGGUGCAAUACCUGAUUCUCUUGUAAACUUGACAAUUUUGGUUGUUUUAGAUCUUCAUCACAACUAUUUGAACGGUCAUAUGCCAGCCAAAAUUGGUGAACUGCAGGUCCUGGAACAGCUUGAUCUUUCGGAGAAUCUCUUAAGCGGGAAAAUUCCAGUUUCAUUAACUAAUAUCACUACUGUUCAAGAUAUUGACUUGAGUAACAACUCCCUUGAGGGAGAGAUCCCAUUCCCCUCCUGCUCUGGCCAAAUGCCCUUCCUCCGCUUUCUAGCCCUCCAUCACAACCAUCUGACUGGAAGGAUACCCCCAGCUUUGGGAUAUCUGGUCUCCCUACAGAGAUUAUACCUAGAAAAUAACAAGCUCAAUGGGCCAAUACCUUCCAGUUUGGGUAAUCUCUCAGAUUUGAGGGAGUUGUACCUCAGUGGCAACCGGUUAUCAGGCCUAAUACCAAUAGCAUUCAGUCGACUCUCUCAGCUUAUCAACUUAAACCUUUCAAACAAUUUGAUUCGAGGGUUGCCUCAUGAGAUGUCUUCCCUCCAGAAUCUUCAAACCCUCACUUUGUCAUUCAACCCUUUAAACUUCUCCUCCAUCCCCAAGUGGAUGGCAGAAUUACCAUCAAUUUCCCAGAUUUACAUGGCAGGAUGUGGACUCCAAGGUGAAAUUCCAGAAUUUUUGCAGAGAAAACCAAUACAGGAGCUGGACUUAUCAGCCAACCAUCUUACAGGAAGCAUCCCAUCAUGGCUUGGUGGCCUGAGUCAGCUCUACUUGUUAAAUCUCUCCAAGAAUGCACUAGUUUCAGAGAUUCCUGAUUCAAUCACAAGGUUGCAUGAGUUGGGUGUACUUGAUCUCCACUCUAACAAGCUAACAGGCUCCAUAAUUGAGGUGUUCAAGAUGGGAAGCAUUUUACCUGGUGGAUCACUGAGGUACAUCGAUCUUUCUCAUAACAGUUUCUCAAGUGGAAUUGAGCAGAUCGGUGCAGGAGAACAACAUGGGAUUGAGUUUCUCAAUUUAUCUCAUAACUUUCUCAAAGGUAGAUUGCCAACUUCCAUAGGAAGAUUGGAACUGAUGCGAAGUUUGGAUUUGAGCCACAAUGAAUUGGGUUUCAACUUGCCAGAGUCUCUGGGGAAUGUGAAAUCAUUGGAGAGGCUGAAGCUGGAGAAAAACCGGUUUACAGGGAAGAUACCAGAUGGGUAUUUGAUGUUGAGAAAGCUGAAAGAGUUGGAUUUGUCAGAUAACCUUCUGGUGGGACAAAUUCCUAAUGGUAAGCCCCUGGAUGACUUCCCAAGGAGCUCCUAUUCUGGAAACAGAGCUUUAUGCGGUAGGCCCCUUGCUCCUUGUAAGCCUUGAGCAUUGAAUGUUCUUUUCUCUUGCCCCCUGAGUUAAAUUCGUGAUUUUAAUCAUAUUCAUUUGGAAAAAUAACAAUGAAUGUCUCUCUCAAUAUCUUUUACAACCAAGUUUUCUCCCAUAUCUGGUUGAAGCGAGUUGUUAAUGAAAUAAAUAAGAGACCCAACAAAACAAACAGAUGAAGAAAGAAAAGAGAUCUCCCCCUCUCCACAAGAAAAUGGCCAAGUAUGCUGGCCAAAUAAUGGAAGUCAUGCCUGCACCAUUUUGUUCCCAAAUCCAUCACUUGGAAAAUCAUAAUGGUACUCCAAAUGUUUCAUCUUCAUGAAUUAGAACAUGCCUCCAGACAGAAUGGUGAACAAUAUUCAAUCAUUAACUAGGAGAAGCAAAAGAUUGAGGCUACAGUAUCAACCAUCCUUUCCUGAGAAAAUUGAUGACUGGAAAGCAUGUAACAGUAUACUUUUUUCCAAAACUUGUAUAUUCCAUUAAAUGUGUAUUUUUGGUUGUGCUUGAAUGGGAGCAGACUCACACCUCUCACAUGAGGAGAGACCCAGGAACUAUAAACAAGAGGCAACAAUGGCUGCCAUGGAAAUUAGAAUUUUUAUUCAAUUUAUCAAACUUUAAGCCUUACAUUGUUUGAGAAUAUGUAGAUUCAAAGGGGUUCUUGACCCAACCCCAGUUGGUGGUAAUUUAUGUGCUCAAUUCCAUUUAACCGGAUACAACAUAGAAUCUGCUCUGGCAACUCCUCGACUUUGUUCCCCUGUUUUACAUUGAAAUAAGAUUUCACAAAAAUGGACUUUAAAAAGCUAGAAAGGGGGGAGAGGGAAGAGAUG